GACCUUUACAAUUACAUGUUUUUAGAUAUAACUUUGAUAAUGACAUACGUAAGUCCUGGAAGAUUAUCUCUACCCCGUAUAGAUUGUGAAUUAGAACAGACUCCGGACAAGAGCGAGAUGCAGAUAGAAACCCAAUUAACAAUUUCACCAAGUUCCAGUGGCCGAUUCUCAACCGAAGUCGGAGAAAAUAGUGAACCAAGGCGCCUUUCCCAUCUCCCGGAGUACUCCAAUCCAAUACCCACUCCUGUCGGACAUUUGAACUAUCGAGAGUAUCAAAACCCAUCAGGAUAUAGUUAUCCGGUUGAAGAAAACUUUCCUCAAAAUUUUAACACUUGUAAAUCAGAUUUAAAUUUUGGCGAACAAGACUGGCGAAUGACUCCACGGCAAUGUUUUUCGUACCAAAAUUCUGAUUAUACAUCAGCAUCAAAUCUUAGAGGAGAUUGUAACAACUUCGAAGAAAAUAAAUUAUUACAAGGAAGCUAUCCGCAAGCGUUAGUGGCUUCUCAAGUACAAGCAUUUCAAUCAGAAGUUGGCGUUGGAACAUGGAAAGGGUUCCCCAAUUAUUUUCCCCGCGAUUCAACAAGCACAAACAAGUCGAAACCAGCUUUUCCAUUUUCAAAUCCUCCGGAAUUUUUCUGUUUAGCUACUACGGAUACAAAAAUUAUAUCGCCUGCUCAAUCAGAAAAUAAUCAAGCUAAAAGUUCCAAGAAUGAAACUUCAUCUCUCGAUGUAAACGGUGCUGCAUCUAGUCUUGAACGUAGUCCAAAUAUGAAUGACAAAAAGUUCAAUAAAUUAGAAGUUUCGGUUCAGAAAAUACAAGAAUCGUCAACGAAUAACCAAAGUUCAGUGCAAACUGAAGAUAAAUCCGAUGUGAUGACAUCUGCGGAAGCAGAUUCUUCCGUAGAUAGUAAAAAGAAAUUACAAGAAAAUGAUUCAAAGGCAAAAACAAAGCGUCAUAGAACAAGAUUCGCCCCCUCGCAGCUUAACGAUUUAGAAAGAAGUUUCAGCAAGACCCAUUAUCCAGAUAUUUUCAUGAGAGAAGAGCUUGCACUACGAAUUGGACUUUCAGAGUCAAGAGUUCAAGUCUGGUUCCAAAAUCGUCGAGCAAAAUGGAAAAAGAAUCGAAAGUGUACCAAUACUCCCCCGACACCAAUGUUUUAUGGUUCUGCACCAACUCAAGGCUUUCCAUACGUAGAAAAUAUGGUGAAUCAUUAUCCCGCUACCAAUGCUUUUAAUAGAAACUUAUAUUCCAGUUAUCAAUCUCAACAAUGGAGUCCAAAUUUUCCUAAUAAAAAUUCUAUGUAGCUUUUUUUUUUAAUCAUGUUGAAUAUGAUAAUGAUUCAGCACUACUGUGAGCAUGUGUCAGCAUUUUAAUAACUUAUUAUCAAGUAAUAUAAUUUUAUGGUUGGAAUGCAACAUACAUCAGAGAGUCCCCCAUUUCUAUCAAUUAAGAACCGUUACCAGACUUAAUAAACGAACAUUCCAAUAUUGGUUGAGGUUUGAUGACAUAAGAAAAAAAAUUGGAUUAUGCAGUAUUCUAUUUAAUUGUUCUUUAUGCGCCUUUCCGUUUGCUAUUUACUCUUUGAUGUUGCUCUGUCCGGCAAUGAGUAUUCAAGCUUCGUAACAUUUAUUAUGUGAUGGAUUAUUUUGCAUUUUGUCGUAUAGUUUUGCAAUAAACUGUCAAAUUUUAUGUGA
Messenger RNA from Styela clava, 1695 nucleotides. RefSeq lists its product as uncharacterized. Lineage: Eukaryota; Metazoa; Chordata; Ascidiacea; Stolidobranchia; Styelidae. The record is from RefSeq and is a predicted model, not a curated record. Gene Ontology annotation, biological process: regulation of DNA-templated transcription; neuron differentiation. Gene Ontology annotation, molecular function: DNA-binding transcription factor activity, RNA polymerase II-specific; DNA binding.